AUGGUUGUCAUCGAUACCCACCAUCACUUUGUGCCUGACUUCUAUGCUCAAGCUGUUGAGGAAGCUGGAGGUGACCCCUCAGGCUGGCCAACACCUUCAUGGUCUUUUGAAGGCUCAAUUUCGUCCAUGGAUAGAAACGGCUGCACCAAGGCAAUUCUGUCUCUAACUGCUCCUGGAGCCGUCAUCGCCCCAACCGAUGAGAAGAGGAGGGCAUUGGCACGUAAAACCAACGAUUAUGCAGCCGCGAAGCGUGAUGAAGACCCCAAUAGAUGGGGCUUCUUUGCAGCUCUGCCCUGCCUUCUUGAUACCCAGGGAGCUCUAACCGAAAUCAGAUAUGCUCUCGAUGUGCUGAAGGCAGAGGGUGUCACUUUGUUCACAAGAUACGGUGAUGGUAACCAGUAUCUAGGUCAUCCAGCAUUCAAGCCUAUUUGGGAGGAACUAAAUACCAGAAAGGCCGUGGUUUUCAUUCACCCCACUCACCCUGCUGAUACAACCCGGGUCAAUCCCCUUCUGCCACAACCAGCCAUCGAUUACCCGCAUGAGACCACCAGGACAGCUGUGGAUAUGAUCAUUCCCAAUACGAAGAGGACCUACCCCGCUUGCAAAGUUAUUCUCUCCCACGCGGGUGGUACUCUUCCAUUCCUAAUCACUCGGAUGAGUACUAUGUCCAAAAAAGCAGCUCCCACCGCACGUAUCUACGGAAAGACAUCCGAGGAAAUCAUGGAGGAUUUCCGGUCUUUCUAUUUUGACUUAGAGCUCUCUAGCUCAGAAGCCGUGCUUAAACUGGUCUUAGAGGUCAUCCCCAAUGACCAACUUCUCUAUGGCUCUGACUACCCAUACGCAUCCCCUGAUAAAACACGUGGAUUUAAGGAAAUUCUGGACGAUUUUUCACUGAAUCAAGAGCUGCGUGACAAGAUUUAUUUCAAGAAUGCCGAAGUUCUUUUUGAAUAG
Messenger RNA from Penicillium malachiteum, 951 nucleotides. RefSeq names its product amidohydrolase family protein. Gene Ontology annotation, biological process: secondary metabolic process. The record is from RefSeq and is a predicted model, not a curated record. Lineage: Eukaryota; Fungi; Ascomycota; Eurotiomycetes; Eurotiales; Aspergillaceae. Gene Ontology annotation, molecular function: carboxy-lyase activity; hydrolase activity. Gene Ontology annotation, cellular component: cytosol; cytoplasm. The transcript is spliced from 3 exons. Bases 1 to 951 code for a protein of 316 amino acids.